Molecule: messenger RNA, 2170 nt
Organism: Toxorhynchites rutilus septentrionalis
Lineage: Eukaryota; Metazoa; Arthropoda; Insecta; Diptera; Culicidae
Product: glucose dehydrogenase [FAD, quinone]-like
Exons: 2
Coding region: 1-1905 (634 amino acids)
Molecular function (GO): oxidoreductase activity, acting on CH-OH group of donors; flavin adenine dinucleotide binding
Source: RefSeq, a predicted model, not a curated record
AUGAAGGGAAAAGAUUCAGUUUUAUGGAUCACAGUGUUCGUUAUCCUGUUCCGUGUAUCUCGUGCUCUCAAAAAUGACCCACUGAACCUUGUCAGCUACCUCACCAAGCUGGGACCGUUCGGAAAUAAAACAUUGGGUGACUAUCUGGAUUUUAGCAGCUUCAUGGGCCUUUACUAUGGGGAUCCGAAUCCAAUAGUUCGUGAGUCGUACGAUUUCAUAGUGGUCGGUGCCGGACCAGCGGGAUGCGCCGUAGCAAACAAACUGUCCGAAAACCCUGCCAUAAACGUGCUUUUGCUGGAACUUGGGAAGGCAGAAAUUCCACUAGCGCAAGAUAUUCCGCCAGCUUUUGUGUAUCAAACCGUCACGGAUUACAACUUUGGGUACGUGAGCGAGCGCCAAAGUGGUGCUUGCUUGGGACUUACCAAUCAGCAGUGCGCUUGGCAUCAUGGACGCGGCUUGGGUGGUUCGACUAUCAUUAAUAAUAUGAUUUACACGAGAGGUCAUCCGCGCCAAUUUGACCGAUGGAAUGCUUCCGGUAAUCCCGGUUGGAGCUAUCAGGAUGUACUUCCUUACCUGAUCCGAGCAGAGGACGCAAAUUUGGCGGAUUUCGGAGAUAAUGAGUUUCACGGCAAAGGUGGCUACUUAUCGGUUGAGGAUUGCCCGUAUCGAUCUGCACUGGUGGAAAUUUUCGUUGAAGGUGCCCAACAAGCUGGUUUGCAAUAUAUAGACUACAACAGCGAUGAACAGCUGGGUGUUUCCUAUAUGCAAUAUAAUACCCGGCGCGGUGUGAGAUGGUCAGCGGCCAGAGCAUUGCUGACUCCCAUCCAGGAUAGAAAAAACUUACAUGUUUUGACCAAAGCAUGGGUCACAAAAGUUUUAAUCCAUAAAGACACAAAGGCAGCGUAUGGUGUGCAGUACAGUAGGGGUAAAAGGUUCUACACAGUUAAAGCUUCUAGAGAAGUGAUACUAUCGGCUGGCGCCAUCGGGAGUGCAAAAUUGCUUAUGCUGUCCGGAGUUGGGCCAAAAGAUCACCUAGAAGAGUUGGGAAUCGGGGUCAUCCGAAAUUUGCCUGUUGGUCAAACAUUGUAUGAACACCCGGGUGUUGUUGGACCCGUAUUCACUAUUACAAAGCCAUUCGAUCAUAUUUCCUUUGAAUCUAUGGUUACACUUCCAAAUAUCAUAAAAUACUUACUUGGAAAAGGCCCAUUCACGUUUGCUUUCACAGAAGGUUUAGCGUAUUACAGGAGUCCAGUAGCAUUAUAUCCGGAACCAGAUUGGCCGGAUGUUGAAUUCAUAAUAGCCACUCUACAAAUUGGGGAUGAUCCCGCUCCAGGGACGCAAAAUUUCUUCCGUAUUAGCGACGCCCUUAUGGACUCCUACUUCAGACCACUAGCGAAUACCACCUCUUUUAUGUACCUCCCGUUGCUGAUGCACAGCAGAACAAAAGGAUCGAUGAGACUGAAGUCAACCAAUCCAUACAAUCAUCCAGUGUUCAACUAUACGUAUUUCGAGGACGAUCGCGACCUCCAAGCGCUUGUCCAUGGGAUGAAGGAAACAAUACGGAUUGCCAGCCAAAAAGCAUUCACCGAUCUGGGUAUUGAACUACACACUGCCAAACUACCAGGUUGUGAAUCUCUUGAGUUCAAUACAGACGAGUACUGGCGAUGUCACGUGAGGGUCCUUACAACCACGUUUUAUCAUUAUGUAGGAACUUGCAAAAUGGGCCCAUCAACGGACCCCACAGCCGUAGUCGAUGCUCGUCUUCGGGUGCAUGGAAUGCAAAAGCUACGCGUGGUUGACAUCGGUAUCAUACCUGAGGCCCCCUCAGCACACACUGUCGCUCUGGCUUACCUUAUCGGCGAUAAAGGAGCGGACAUGAUCAAACAAGAUAAUGAACUUCGGUGAUGAACAAUGUACAUCUAUGAUUAAUAACUGAUUCGCUCCUUCGGUGGAAUCCGAAAACGGCCGUAUCCUUGGCCGAAUGUUCGCAAAGUUCGUUCAUAAAAGGUUCGACCAUCAACAUUGAAAAUUGGUUAUAUUUACCUGUGUGUUGUUUAUAAAAACGCCGGUACGUUGAUGACAACGUAUCUCAUUGUGCAUGCAACGCGACACUUCCACCGUAUCUCAUUCCAGCGAUAGUGAAACUGAUUUUGGGGCAGCUCUUCGUGAA